AUGUAUGUGUUUGAGGAACCAUUUUAUAUUUGUGGUCAAGUGUUAGACGAAAGCGAUGAAAAACAAGAGUCGGGUGGAUGGUUUAUAAGGUCGGAUGAUGAAGAGGAUAUGUCAAUGGUUAAUAUUGAUUUGAGUCAUCUCCAUCAGUUUUCAUUAUUUUCUGGAAAGAUUGUUGCAAUGAAGGGUACUAACAAAGAUGGUUCACUGUUCGUUCCUUCUGAAAUAUUCGAGCCUGCAAAAAUGCAGUUGUCGUCGAUUGUAAAUAAAUCAGUUGUCGAUCAACUUAGUAUUUGGUGUGCCUGUGGUCCAUUCACAUCGAAUGAUACACUUUCAUACGAACAACUUUACGAUUUACUCUCAUUGGUGAAGCAGCAAAAACCGAAUAUUCUAAUUUUGAUGGGUCCAUUUGUCGAUCGUUCAAGCAAAGCCGUUUUAUCACCUCAGUUUAAUAUGAAAUUUUACGAUCUCUUUGAAAAUCUUCUACUCAAAAUCAGUGCAAUGAUGGAAGAUACGAGUACGAAAUUAGUUCUAAUUCCAAGCUUCAAAAAGGACGCUACUGUGCUUCCAAUAUUUCCGUGUGCAUCUUUUGAUGUGCGACCCGAAUGCAAGAAGAUUUUAAGCAAGAACAUAACGUUCGCAAGAGAUCCAUCUCAACUGCGUAUAAAUGGCGUGAAUGUUGCAAUAACGAAUUCAGAGAUAAUCCAAACACUCAGCAGAUUCGAAGUGUACAAAUCAGAGACACAAGAUGAACAUCGAAUGCAGCGUAUAAUAUCGCAUCUUUUCAGUCAACGUUCACUGUAUCCACUAUACCCGGCGCCAUCGGAUACUGCACAACGAAUUGACGAAACGAUCAGAGAAUGUUCAUUAAGUUGUAUACCUCAUAUUAUGAUUAUGCCAUCUAUGUUAUCACCAAUGAUCCAAGUGAUCGAUGGAUGUUUGUGCAUAAAUCCGGGAAUAUUAGUUCGUGGUAGUAGUGGAACGUUUAUGGAGAUGAAUAUCGAUAUGAAAAUGAUUCAGAGUGCAGAGACUGAUCAACACAAUUGUUCCAUUGCUGAUUAUUGUGAAAUUAAAAUUUUACGGAUUUAA
Messenger RNA from Anisakis simplex (herring worm), 1086 nucleotides. NCBI's taxonomy places the organism in Eukaryota, Metazoa, Nematoda, Chromadorea, Rhabditida, Anisakidae. The record is from the annotation of a GenBank genome assembly.